CCGAGAGGGUUUAGGUCGGGUUCAGCUUAUUCACCCCUCUCGCUCUCUCCGGCACCGCCGCCACUGCUCUGCGCUCGCCACCAUGUCGGGAGGCGCUGCGGCCGCAUGUCUCCCCACCCUUUUCCGCCGCUGCAAGACCACCUCUGCCCAGUACGUGGCCAGUCGAUCCAUGGACCCAACCUUUGAGAAGCUGAUGGAGGGGUACAAGCACUUCCUCAAGGUGCUCGCCGUCCAGGACCUUAUCCUCGCCUCCCCUACCGCUUCCCUCCCUCUCCCCGUCCUCUCCGCCGCCGCCCCCCGCCUUCGCUUAUCCCGCGGCGCCACCCACUUCGUCCGCACAUUCCCCCGCAUCUUCUCCCUCCUUUACGACCCCUCCGCCGCUCAGCCCCUCGUCCGCCUCACCCCCACCGCCGCCCGCAUCGCCUCUGAUGAGUCCGAUGCCGCCUCCGCCUCCGCCCCCGAUGCCGUUGACCGAUUGCGGCGGCUCCUCUGCAUGUCAUCCUCCCGAUCCCUCCCCCUCCGUGCCGUCUUCAGGGUUUGGAGAGAGCUCGGUCUCCCCGACGACUUCGAGGACUCGAUCAUCGCCCGUAACUCCACCAUCUUCGCUCUUCGCACGAACCCUAGGGAAACCAACACCCAUCUCCUCGAGUUCGUCGACCAAUCCCAAACCCCCAAAUUUACCCCGGUGGUGGAUGCUUGGCGGUGCCAGGAGCGGAACCAAGCAGACGAGGCAGAGCUGAAGUUCGCAUUCAAGCAAGGGUUUCCUCCCGGGAUGCGGCUGACCAAAAAUUACCGCGCCAGAUUGAAGGAGUGGCAGCGAUUGCCGUACGCGGGGCCGUACGACGUCGGUGGUGGCGGAAACGCAAGGUCGAAAGCUGGAAUGCGGGCGCUGGAGAAGAGGGCGGUGGGGAUCGCGCACGAGUUCUUGAGCUUGACGGUGGAGAAGAUGGUGGAGGUAGAGAAGAUUAGCCACUUCAGGAAGUGGUUCGGGGUUGAUCUCAACAUAAGGGACCUGUUCCUGGACCACCCUGGGAUGUUCUACCUUUCGACGAAGGGGAAGCGGCACACGGUGUUCCUCAGGGAGGCUUAUGACAAGGGGAGGUUGAUCGAUCCGAAUCCAAUUUACGAGGCGAGAAGGAGGCUUCUUGAGCUCGUGCUAAUGCGCCGCCGAGGAAUGGGUGCUGAUUCAGCGGGAAGGAGAGCAUCAAGAUCCGAAGAGGACGUAGAAGUUGACAUGGAAGAAGGGUGUUCUUCAGAUUCAGAUACUCGAUAUGAUUUUGGAGAGUAGUGAACACAUUUGGGAUAAGAUUAUUCUUUUAUUUGUAUCUAUACGGUCAGCUGGAAGCAACAUAUUAGAUCUCCCGAAUCUAUGUGAUUAAAUCUGGAUUUUCUGAUGCGUGUUCAUAUCAUGCAAUAUCAUGAAGAGCUUUAAGAGGUUUCCUUCCUCCCAAGUCAAAGCAAAGGAGAGGGAGAGGGAGAGGGAGAGGCCAUGGCGAUGGCACCUUGGUCUCCUGCGGGUAUGGACAGAGGACGAAGCAUUGCUGGCGGAUAUAUGAAAUCUUUGAUUUGAGUGGGCUCUUCCACCGCAUCAGAAAAGUUCCUUCAAGCCCAAAUCCCUGUAAUUACCUGUCCAUAUUUUUUUAUAUAUUAUUCCAAAGGAGGCAAAUGUCCGGUGGAGGAAAAAAAAGGGAGAAGGAGAAGAAGGAAGAUGAGAAGAAGUGAUUUGGGCUUAGGGUUUUGGCUCAAUUUCUAUCAAAUUCUUUUUAGGCAAGUGUUCUAACAUCUUUCUAUAGUAAUUUUGAUUCUUGAUUUCAUCUUGAUUAUGAGUAUUUUGAAGAGUCUUGUCUUUGCAAAUGAUAUCAAUCUUGAUGAGCUCUAAAUUUGUGAAUUUGAAA
This is a messenger RNA of Musa acuminata AAA Group (dessert banana), 1895 nucleotides long. Its product is annotated as protein ROOT PRIMORDIUM DEFECTIVE 1. Bases 83 to 1288 code for a protein of 401 amino acids. The record is from RefSeq and is a predicted model, not a curated record. The transcript has a single exon. Gene Ontology annotation, molecular function: RNA binding. Lineage: Eukaryota; Viridiplantae; Streptophyta; Magnoliopsida; Zingiberales; Musaceae.